UCUUCAUUUUCUAGGGUUAGUUUCUGCCUCAACCAAAAGCGUAGCCAUGGGUAGAAGACCAGCAAGGUGCUAUCGUCAAAUUAAGAACAAACCGUACCCGAAAUCGCGGUUUUGCCGUGGUGUUCCUGAUCCUAAGAUCAGGAUUUAUGAUGUUGGCAUGAAGAAGAAAGGUGUUGAUGAAUUUCCCUUCUGUGUGCAUCUGGUUAGUUGGGAGAAGGAGAAUGUUUCAAGUGAGGCUCUUGAGGCUGCUAGGAUUGCGUGCAACAAGUACAUGGCAAAAUUUGCUGGGAAGGAUGCAUUCCACUUGAGGGUUAGGGUUCAUCCCUUCCAUGUUCUUAGGAUCAACAAGAUGCUUUCGUGUGCCGGAGCUGAUAGGCUCCAGACCGGCAUGAGAGGUGCCUUUGGAAAGCCACAGGGUACUUGUGCUAGAGUGGCUAUUGGCCAGGUCCUGCUCUCUGUCCGCUGCAAGGACAGCAACAGCCACCAUGCUCAGGAGGCCCUCCGCCGUGCUAAAUUCAAGUUCCCCGGCCGCCAAAAGAUUAUUGUUAGCAGGAAGUGGGGGUUCACCAAGUUUAACCGCACUGACUAUUUGAAGUUCAAGUCAGAGAACAGGAUUAUGCCUGAUGGUGUCAAUGCCAAGCUUCUUGGGUGCCAUGGACCAUUGGCUAAUCGCCAACCAGGAAGAGCCUUUUUGUCCAGUGCUACCGCCUAGACUGUUUGUUACUCAGAAAUUUGUCUUUUAAUCAUAUCUGUUUUGCAAUAGUGGAUUUUGCUUGUGUUUUCUGCACAUUAUCUUGAACCAACUUGAGUUAAUUCUUACUUUGCUGGAUACUAUUAAUGUUAUAUUUUGUUAUGUUCCAUUAAGCUCGA
Vigna unguiculata (cowpea) is the source of this 870-nucleotide messenger RNA. RefSeq names its product large ribosomal subunit protein uL16. Lineage: Eukaryota; Viridiplantae; Streptophyta; Magnoliopsida; Fabales; Fabaceae. Gene Ontology annotation, molecular function: structural constituent of ribosome. Gene Ontology annotation, cellular component: ribosome. The record is from RefSeq and is a predicted model, not a curated record. Gene Ontology annotation, biological process: translation.